AUGGCGUUUGCAUCCUGUUCUGCAGUUGAAACCCUGCGGCCAAUGAACCCCUUCCCCGUCUCGCCGCCUGUAUCGACCCCACAUCCUAAGAGACGAUCUGGUACUCACACAAACUCGGUCCGAGAUCGCACCGUUGUCGUCUUUGACUGGGACGAUACGCUGUGCCCGAGCUCGUGGUUACACGCGCACGACCUGCUACCCAAGUACCGUGGUCACCAGAUUUCUGUGACGCCUGAUCAGCGUGAGGUGCUUAACCUCAUUAGCGCGCACGUCGCGCGGCUUUUACAGAAAGCUGUGGCCUACGGUCCCGUGUUUGUCGUGACCGCCGCCGAGUACGGCUGGGUCGAAAUGUCGUCCGCUUUGUACUUGCCGGACGUGCAGAGUGUGUUAGCACUUGCAGAUGUACACAUUGUAUCAGCCCGGAGCUGGUACGAACAGACGUUUGGACUUGACGGAGACUCGGCGACUUGGAAGCAGGAGGUCAUGCAGCUUAUUGCCCGCAAAUGUUUUGCAGCCGCAGCUGCUGAGGAGACGAGUGUAAACGGUAAUCGGUCAUUUCGGCCAGCCAGUGCCCCACGGGACGCCUACUUUAACUUUCUCUCGGUCGGAGACUCGAUGGCAGAACGGGAUGCGUGCUUUGCCGCGGUAGAGAACGUGUGUCGUACGUUUGCCAAGACGCUCAAGUUUGUGGAACAUCCAACUGCCGAGGAGGUACUGCAGCAGGUGGAACUUACACACGACUCGUUCGAGCAAAUGUGCAGCUGGGAUAACAAUCUGGAUUUGCGGUUGUCCCGAGCACAGUUGGCAGAACUGCGCGGUUCGCGUCUUUAA
This is a messenger RNA of Peronospora farinosa, 831 nucleotides long. Lineage: Eukaryota; Oomycota; Peronosporomycetes; Peronosporales; Peronosporaceae. The record is from the annotation of a GenBank genome assembly.